AAUGCACGUUUCCACCGAGGUGGGAGGGCACCUGGUUCCAGAGCGGGGUCACCCAUCCGAUCGUGAUUUCGAGGAACGAGCUGUCCGGCAAGGGCAGGUGUCUGCACAACGAGGGCGACAAGUUCCUUUUGGUGAACCAAAAAUCCUGCUACCGUUGCGUCGUCAUUCACGAGAAGCACUCGAACGUUCUCCAGUACAAAGAAACUUACUGUAACAGUAGAAGCUCCCUGGCAUCCCUGUGCUCGUCCAUCACGGGGGAUGCGCUUCUCUAUUCGAUGUUCCGCGAGGAGGCGACACCCGUGCCGUGCCCUUUCCGGGGUCCCAUGACCUUCUCCUACAAUCGAGGCCACGGGACCUGCUCGGUGCCCGUCAGCAACGUCGACACCUGCACCGACGACAGCAGAUUGCUCUUCAGAUACCAGGCGUGCCCCGACAUUCCCGCCUCGGAGAGCGCAGUGGAGGAGCUGGAAUGCCUGGCCACCUGGAAGGAGGGCAGCAGCCGCUACCUGGUCGGCCGUUUACAUCACGGACACGCGUCCAGUAACGAAGAUCGAUACCGAUGCUUCGUCUACGAGAAGGCCGGGCAGACAGUGCAGGGUAAUCUGCACAGAGCUGCCAUGGGCAUGGGAGCCAUGGAUCAUGAUGUCGGUUUACAGAGCGGACCGGUGCCGGAGGGUGCGGCCGAGAUAUACCGGGUAGCGCAGAGCGGAGACGCCACGUGCAACGGCCUGUUCAGCCCCAUGGAGGGAUCGCGGACCAUGACUCUCAUGAAAGUCUCGCCGCCCGGCCAGUGCCGAUUUCCCAAUUGGUUGACCGGCCAUUCCAGCGGCGGACUGACCUGGCACACCCUCGAUCUGACCAGGUCUUACACGUUCCACCCGAGGAACGCGUCCCUACACGUGACCAGAUCGAACACCAGCUCCUCGAGGUUCGAGACCGGCCCCCUGGACGGACAAUACGUGCCCGGCCAGGAGGACCAGGACGUGAAGAUCCUCUGCAACAGCAUCAAGCAGACAAACGCCGCGCAGGCGAUGACGAUGACCAUGCUCGUCGCGCACUUCACCGUCGGAUGCCGGAGCGGCUUCAUGUGCAUGUCGUUCUACCGAAGGGACGGUCACGUCGUCGAGGUGCAGACCGGAAGCGCCGUUUCCAGGCCGGAGGAAGCUUGCAGCCCGCCGCAUUUCCAGCAGCACAAUAUACCCUUCCUCACAUUAGUCACGAGCUCGCCGGAGCCCCGUACGUGCCCUUACCUGGGCAAGUUCACGGUGACCGGGGUGAACCGGAACCAGCGGAACAUCCGCGAGAGCCGGCGGAACCAGCACCAGGACGGGGUCAGGCGGGACAGGGAGAAGGUGCGGCACGCGCAGGAGCGCACGCAGGACGACCGGCGCGGCAGGAAGCUCGACUUCGACGUGGAGAAGCGUCGGGCGAACAACGAGUACCUGGUGCACGAGAGGAUGGGCAGGCGAGCCAGGUCGAACCGGAACAACAGGGUUCACCGGGACCACAGCCUCGAGGAGGCCUCCUCGAAGCGGUCACUGGACAUCGAGGACCUCCUCUGGGACCAUUCCAGGUCCAAGCUCAGGUGGUCCGAGGAGCAACGCUCCGGCGACACCCCGGCCAGGUCAAAGACCAGAAAACCUCACGACCUUGAGAAGCGUUCGACGAGAACCGAGGCGGACGUGGAGGACAGAUCCAGGAGGAGUCCCAAGAUGGAGGACUUCCGAGUGGACGCGGACGACUUCGCGAGGAUCAGACAGUUCUGGACCACCGACUUCGAGGACUCCGACGGGUCCAGCAUCUUGGAGGUCCAGGAGGAUUACUUCGGCGACUACCCCGACACCGCGGACCUGCCCAAGAAGAGGUCCGGCAGGAACUACCGGCAGAUGACGUACAAGGAUCUGUCGAGGGCGAGGAGGGACAUCCAGGAGACCUAUCCCGAAGACGAGUCCUUGGAGAAGAGGGAGAAGAGGGAGGAGGACGUCUCCAGGUGCAGCUCGGAGGUGACCACCAUAACCAUCGGAUGCUCCACCGCCGACAGGAUGGAGUUCCAGACGGACUGCGUCGACGAGAACGCUAUCGCGUACUCCUGCCACGGUAGGUGGUUCGACGCGGAGGGCACCCAAUUCGUGAUCGCCACCCAGCUGGCGCCCGGCACGGCCUGGACCAGCGAGAACAACAGACCCCAGCCCUACAGGAACAGCCGAAGAUUGUGCUUCAUGUACAAAGAGAGCGGAGGAGUUGUCAGCUUGACUGCCAGCGAGGUGGCCUGCCAAAGGGGAAUACCUCCGCCCCCGCCGAUGUUGGCCUUCAACGCUACCAGUACCGGCCAAUGCAUGGAAGAGAACAGGAGCGCCGUCGCUCGGUCGACGUACCUCCUGGUCGUCAGCCUGACGGCGAUCGUCGCGAUAUACAGGUGAUUCUAAUCGAAUCGGGCGACGAUCUCACGACCGUUAAAUCGACGUUUGUAAUCUACAUUACUGGACACCGUGUGCGGUGACGAAUGAAACGAGGGAUGGUACACGUGUAUAAUACAAAAAAAGUACAUAUAUAUAUAAAUAUAUAUAUAAAUAUUAUAUAUAUAUAUAUACAAACCUUCGUCGCGAAUCACACCGAGGAAGAAGAUCGGUCGACCGAUGAGCGAGGAAGGGACAAGAGAAAAAAAAAGAAGGGAAAACCGGAGGAAUCGAUUCUUCGGCGGCGAAACGCUCGCGUCCGUAGCUCCAGCUAGCUUCUCCGGUUCGUCGUGGGAGGAUUCGUGCUCGCCGGGUUACCGGGACGCCAGGGAAACACAGAAAUCGAUGAGAAUCCUUAAGAACAUUGAAAAACCUGAGCCUCCAACGAAGCAAUCGUUGCUGAUUCCAUCUCCUAAAGAGAUUCGUCUCUCAUAUAAACAGAAAAUACUCAGAAAAGCCAAAUUUCUGAUUUCUCCCACGCCUAAGUCCCUUAUACACGUUGAAACGUAACGAUCGACGCGAUCGAUGGGUUUCAGCCUGCAAGGUGCAUCGUGAAACCUCGAAGACUGAAACCCAUCGCUUCCAGCGUCGCCUGUCGCGAGUUUCAACUUGCUUGGUCGUUUGAGUGUCCUCGCGAGUCCCAUAGAUAAGUGCCAGAUCACUUCUUUCGUUUCACCUCGGAAACUGAGUUACGCUUCUCUAUGUUCUAGGACGAUUUUGAACGGCGAGGGUUCAUUUCCCUAUUUCUGAACGGAUGAUAAAAGGAAAACACGCGAACAAACUGAAUUUGAUUGUACGAAUCGGCACUUUUAGGCGACGUAACGGAGAACGCUUGCCACUCAAACGGUUAAGGGGGGAUCCUCCUCGGGACGGGCAGGGGAAAUCAGGCGCAGGACCGGAUGGAUCCUUUUCCCAGAGCCGAGGGCCUUCUCGAAGGGAAUUUCCUCGAGAGAUUCGCUCCUCGUCGCGACGGGAGGGGGCUGGAACUCCGAUUUCGUUGCCGGGACACCGGUCCGAUCGUCGAGCACGGAUCUUCCAGCGGCCAGUAGGUUUUUUACCGACGUAGCUCGUAGGCACUAGCUAAUUAAAGAGUCAAGCGGAAGCUGACGAGGUGGCGGACGAGUUUCCACGGCUGGACCUCAUAUCACGGGGCCGAGAGAUCGCGGCGCAACUCGAUUCGGAUUUUCCAGGGCACCGACACGGUGAAACGGGACCGACGCGGCGGCCACCCCCGCGAACACGCCCGACGAUAGCGACGCACCUUGUUCGGUGGACAAGGUGAACGAUACAUCGACACGGUCACUGCCUUUUAACCCUUUGCACUCGGGGAUUUCAGUACGCUCGAAAUCCCACCUGAGAAGCGACCUCCGAGUGCGAAGGGUUAAACACUCAAUUGCGACGCUAACUUGCCGAAAGUUAGUCAGCAUUAACAUGUCGCGAAAUAUUCAUUAGUUGACGUGGAAUCUUAGAGGAUUGUUUUAAUUUUAAGGGGACGGUUUCUAUUCGGCAAAUGUUUCUCGAGUGAUCGUUAUCUUCUUUGUAAUUAUCGUCUGUAAUUGAGUCGCUCGGAGGUUAAUUCGGUUAAGUAGAUUUUUUGAUAUUUGACUUUUGUUUUUAAUGGAUAAGUAAUAUUCUUUUUGGUUAUUGAAGGAUUACCUCGUUUUUUCUAGAGCAGGAAGUUUUUAUAACUUCUGAAUAUGUUGCGAAAUUAUUUCAGAAGCUGAAACAUUAAUUUUUUCAAUUUUCCUUUUCCGGGCUUAACUGCAUUGACGUUUGAACGACUCAAUUAUGGAUUGUAAUUAUUCCGUUUUAAUCCUACGAUUAUAAUGAUACAUUCAUACUGUAAUGAUAUCAUUGUUCAUUUUCCUCGUGUACUUCGAACGAAUUGAAUUGAACCUUUGUUCUCCUGGAUCUUGUCGCGGAUCGGAACAUCGAGGAUUUCGUAAGUUUUAAUUGGAUCACGGUUCGCACGCGUUUCUGCCGUACUGUCCGAUGUUCCGCGCGGGAAAAAUAUCGAAGAAAGUUCGACGCUUCGGGCUCGCCGGAAUUCCGUUGUAUUCUUCGGUGAGAAUGUAACGAGAGAUCGAUUCGAUGGGACGGGCUGCUCCGCACGAUGACCUAUAAAACAAUUUGACUUGCCUUCGACCUUUGUCGCUGUGUCUGUUGCGCGAGAAGUAAUUUGAUCUAGCGAGCGAUAGUCUCUUUAACGCGCUACUUUCAUUACUUUCGGUACGGUCUAAAUUCUUCUAAAAAUUUCACCGUCAUAAUUAUACUCCGGAUCUUAUGCAAAUUCUCGCUAUUAGAAGCUGUUUCGCGGAACGUAGAGCAAAGGAAACUUUUCUUUCGCCGGCUAGAGCAUCCUUUGAUAGAAACGAAGUAAGGUAUUAUAAACUUUCGUUAUUAAACCCGUUGCCUUGUAUUUUACACAUUUGCACGCGUUAUACGCGCAUGAAUAUCCUCGAUCUAAUCGUGAUACACGAAAGAUCUCAACGAAGAACACUGUACCGAGUCUGAAGGAUUAACGCGAAUUUGAUAGAAUGUUACUUAAAAAUUGUUAACUCAGAUUUAACCCCUUGCACUCCGAGCAAAUUUUUAAUAGGACCUUUCGCAACUCCAGAAGUAUUUACAAGUGCGUGCCUCUCUGAACAAUGCAAAAAACGCGUGUAUACGUUGAAGUUAUGUUUCCUGAUGAUUCUUAUCAUUAACUUAUCCAUUAAAGUUAUAUAUCCUACAAUAUCAGCGCAGGUGACAGCGGAGUGCAAAAGGUCAAUUAUCCCCAAACUUCCUCGGUAGACAAAGAAAAUGAAGAUAGUCUCUCGAAACAUCGUGAACGUUAUAUUUCCGGCAACUCGAAAUAUUCAACAGAAAAACCACAUAGGAAUAGGAAGAAAGGCAACGAUUCUCGCAGGCGAAUCGGCGACAGAUUUUCGGACAAUCCGUCGAGCCCGCGGCGAGAUUCGGUUACCGCGGGAAAUAUUAGCGAGCGUAUUAUAGGUUGAUUGCUCUGUAGCUGUUAUGUAACAGCACAAAGGGCUGUUAGCCUCGCUGUAGCUGAACGCUCGCGCCGUCGCUAUUAUAUAAUAGCUGUAAUAGCCGCUGGCUGUAUUAAUAACCGAGUGGGGUCGCGAAUAGAAAGGAAAAGAGGGACGGAGACGGGGCGAGGAGGAGGGGCGGGGCGAUAGUGGAGGGAAAAAGAGGGGAAAAAAAGGAUAUACGCGUUUCAAAGCUUCCGGUUGCCUGCGUUAUUUUUCUAUCGUCACGGUGGAAAGAUCGCAUCGCUACUCUGUGGCGUCCACGAUGUUUCGAGAGGCCGGACAAACGAUCGAUGGGCCGCGGAUUUAUUAAAAAUACACGGGAAACCCUUUGCCGAGCGAAACGCGUUCCGUUCGCGAUCGGGUCGAAUAAUCGUGACGGGCGAAAUUGAAUCGACACCCACGGCGCCGCGGGACAGUGUCAAAACUGAUGCAGAGGUGAUUCCGGCGCAAUACGAUCUGCCCUGUAGCGGGAAUUACUCGGCGGGAAGAACGAGAGGCGCGAGGAAGAACUCGGAACUGGCUUUCAGACUAGUAUCACCGCUCGAUCAUCUAAUCGAAUGAUUCGAGGUCGUUGAAUUGUGGCGAACUUGCUUCUUCGUUGAUGACACUUCUUGCGUCAUUUAGGAUUUUUAGCAUUAUCUAGAUUGCUCGAAGAUUUGAGAUUACUGAAUUUUUUUGUGAGUUCUUUGCGUCAUUUAGAAUUUUUAGCAAUAUCUAGAUUGCUCGAAGAUUUGAGAUUACUGAAUUUUUGGUGAGUUCUUUGCGUUAUUUAGAAUGUUUAGCAUUUAGAUUGAUCGAAGAUUUGAGAUUACUGAAUUUUUUCGUGAGUUCUUUGCGUCAUUUAGAAUUUUUAGCAUAUCUAGAUUGCUCGAAGAUUUGAGAUUACUGAAUUUUUUGGUGAGUCUAGAUUAGAAAUAAAUACCUAUUAUCAUCUCUAUUACUCGUCGUUGCAAUAAUUCAUCGUAUCAUCGAAAGAAUGAAGUUUCGUUUGUAGAAUUUUCAAGGGAUCUUGAGCGCAGAGGAAUGUUGGUUUUUGUUUCGUUUAACAUCGAACCGCGCUCGAAUCGUUGGGUUGCCAGAACGUUUGCUCGGUAACUGCGCGCGACGUUAAUAAUUUCGUGUCUUAAAAGUACGAACCGGAUGAACGUUUGAAUAGUGCAUCCUCUGGGCGUGUUCCCGUUUCCUCGAUGCAUCCGGUUUUCAUUCGACGGCCUUUCGGUUGACAGAUCUUCAUUAAAGUAUCGCUGGAACAGAAACGUAGUCGGUGAAAAUUUCACGCGUGACGAAAUGUCAAUCCGUUUCGGUAAACUAGUUUCCCAUCUCGCGGACAUGUCGUUUAAAGUGCACGCUGAACGCGCGCUCGUCUCGGAAUCAUUUCUUCGAACAUUUUUCCGUAAUUCAAUGGAUCAUCGCGUCGGAUCAGAGACACCGAUACCGCCGGAUUGAACAGCGGAGCACCGGUGGUGGGGCGGAAUCAGUCGAAAUGCGAUCUGAUUACGCAUUACCGAUAACAAUUCAAACGUAAUAAUUAAUUUCAAUUAGUUUCGAGUUACUUUCUGCAGUCGUUAACCGUCGCUGACCUACAAUCGCGAUCGAUCCGCAGCGAUUUGUAAUUAAUACGAUGUGGAUUUUAUCCGUUCGCAGCAUUCACGAUCUAUUUACGCUCGGUAUUGGUAAAUAUUUGAAACUUGUUUCACGAGUAAUUUAAUGCGGCGUAAUCGGAUCAGAUAUCCCCGGACAAUGAUCGAGGGGAACAAAGGAUCGCGCAAAGGAGGAACCUCGGUAGCCAAACGGCCGGUCGUGUAAAGUGUAAAAUUGUAACAGUGAUGGGUCCUCCGUGCCGUUGCCCCGAGUCACGUCGGACAUUCCCCUUUGACGGUGAGUUACACGUAAAAUCCACAGGCUGAAAUCGCGGUACAAUUCAAACAAAUCCAUAGGAAUCUGUCAAACAAAUCUAUAGAAAGGAAUAACUUCGAAAUAUCGAGUAACAUCUUAAUAACAUCGUAGAAUACUUCAUUUCCGAGAUAAUCACACUCGAAAAUUUGAAACCGACGCGUCCGUUCGUGGCUCACCGUUUCUACUUCUCGUAAUUACUUCGAUUGACGCGUAACUAUCAGAGAAACAAGAUAUUCUACAUUUGCAUUCGCAUAAUUUAACCAAAAUCGACUGCAACUGCUACCAAAUAAUGUUUCAAGAAUUCAGUAUCCGUCAAAUUGACAGGUUCCAUAAAUCUCUGUUAACCCUUAGCACUCCAGAUGGUUUCGCAAUCUAUCAGUAACUGCAACUAAUUUUUAUAGUAUCCCUAGUGAA
Messenger RNA from Nomia melanderi (Alkali bee), 7801 nucleotides. NCBI's taxonomy places the organism in Eukaryota, Metazoa, Arthropoda, Insecta, Hymenoptera, Halictidae. The record is from RefSeq and is a predicted model, not a curated record.